Messenger RNA from Hirundo rustica (Barn swallow), 1244 nucleotides. RefSeq names its product membrane associated ring-CH-type finger 11 (gene MARCHF11). Gene Ontology annotation, biological process: protein ubiquitination. The record is from RefSeq and is a predicted model, not a curated record. NCBI's taxonomy places the organism in Eukaryota, Metazoa, Chordata, Aves, Passeriformes, Hirundinidae. Bases 1 to 942 code for a protein of 313 amino acids. Gene Ontology annotation, molecular function: zinc ion binding; ubiquitin-protein transferase activity. The transcript has 4 exons.
AUGAACUGCGCCUCGGGGAGCGUCGUGCUCCCUGCCGGGGAGCCGCCGAGAGCCGCCGCCGCCCCGCUGGAGCUGCCGGCCGGGGCGGGGGAGGCGAGCGGGGACACCCCCGAGGAGGGCGAGGGCCGGGGGGGCGGCUCGGAGAGCGGGGCCGCCGGCGGCGACAAGCCCGAGACGCGCUCGGUGUGCAGCAGCAGCGAGAGCGGCAGCGGCGGCCACGCCGGCGGGGCCGGCCCCAUCUGCAAGAUCUGCUUCCAGGGCCCCGAGCAGGGUGAAUUGUUAAACCCUUGUCGCUGCGAUGGCUCAGUACGAUACACCCAUCAGCUUUGCCUGUUAAAGUGGAUAAGUGAAAGAGGGUCAUGGACCUGUGAACUCUGCUGUUACAGAUACCAUGUUAUAGCCAUUAAAAUGAAAAAGCCUUGUCAGUGGCAAAGCAUUACUAUAACACUGGUUGAGAAAGUGCAGAUGGUUGCUGUAAUCCUAGGAUCUCUGUUCUUAGUAGCAAGUGUGACUUGGCUUCUAUGGUCAGCCUUCAGCCCUUAUGCAGUAUGGCAAAGAAAGGACAUCCUUUUUCAAAUCUGCUAUGGAAUGUAUGGUUUUAUGGAUCUAGUAUGCAUAGGACUGAUAGUCCAUGAAGGUGCAUCUGUUUAUCGAGUGUUUAAGCGCUGGAGGGCUGUCAAUCUACACUGGGAUGUGUUAAAUUAUGAUAAAGCCACGGACAUAGAAGAGAGCAAUCGAGGAGAAUCCUCAGCAGGGAGGACAUUGUGGCUGCCACUGACUGCAUUUAGAAACAGAAGUUUAGUUCAUCCAACACAGUUAACCUCACCGAGAUUUCAGUGUGGCUAUGUGUUGUUACACCUGUUCAACCGCAUGAGACCUCAGGAGGACGCAUCAGAGGAUAACUGCUCUGGGGAAGUAGUGAUGAGAGUGACCUCAGUGUAAAGAUGUGGCUCACUGUGCUACACAGAUAAGGAGGACGUGCCCUGGUGUUACAGGACUUUGGAAUGUAGUUAAGAUGAAUGGUGAAACCAUUAACACUUGAAAAAAUAUAUACAUGUCUUUUUUUUAAAUUUAAUGGUUUUUAUAUGAUCAGAUAGAACACAAAUACAUUUUUCUGGGGGAAAAAUGUCUUGCUUUUUAUAUAGUCUGAUUUAUUGAAUCUUUUCUCAAUUUGUACCUGAGGUGUAUGUAACAUAGCUUAACUCUUAGGUCUUUGAAUGAUGAGGAAACUCAUUUUUAAGUAA